Molecule: messenger RNA, 2703 nt
Organism: Colletotrichum gloeosporioides
Lineage: Eukaryota; Fungi; Ascomycota; Sordariomycetes; Glomerellales; Glomerellaceae
Product: L-asparaginase
Exons: 4
Molecular function (GO): protein binding
Source: RefSeq, a predicted model, not a curated record
AUGUCCAUUGAGUCAGCCCGAGAUUCAGCUGCUAGUCAUCCUUCACAAACGAAACAGAGCGUGCAGCCUUUUCUUCGAGCAGCGCGACUUCAUUCGAAUUCUGAAUGGGAAAAGAUGAAGGAUACCAUUCAGCAUCUCUACCUUGAUCUAGAUUUGACUUUAGAGGAAGUUGUUGAAGUAUUGUCGAAGGAGAAGAACUUCCAUACCAAUGGCAGGAUGUGUAAAACUCGAUUGAAAAAAUGGGGCUUCACGAAGAACUGUAGCAGGAAUAGGAUGAGCAGCUUUUGCCGUCUUGUGAGGCCAGCAAGAUCCCAAAAUGUUCCGGGACGCGCGGCCUUGCACGCAAGCAAAUUGAAGCGAAACAACUCUGGUCUUCUUGGAUUUGACAACAUGGACACGCGAGAGGACAAUACUUCCGUGGAAGGACACACAGAGAGCCAGUCUCAGCAUGAGCAAAAUUACUGGGAGCCCAGGGAACUCAUCGACAAAGAAGCCUUUGUUUCGGGCCCAUUCGAGCUUGAAGCGCUGAGUCCCUUGCUCGAACUUGAUGCGGUGAGGCACCCCAAUCAGCAUGAUGUAUUGGAUCUCCCGUCGGACCGAACCGCCCUGCACAUAGAGCAAAGCUCAGCAGCAACCAAUCAGCAAUCUCGCAGAUCCUCGGCCAGUACGGCCGUAGAUAAGCAAGAAUCACUCGAGUCUCAGGUACAUCAACUGUGUACCGGCUUCGAUCCUGACACCCACUGUGACGAAGAAAGAGACACCAAAACUCAGUUAGGCCCACCAUUCAUUUAUGAAGGAGGUUGUCCUUACCAGUUUGGCCAGAAGAAGUUUCGUUUGAUUGAGAUGGAUGGCGAAUCGGCUUUUGACUCGCUUGGCUAUGGCUCAUAUAUCAGGGUUUCUGAUACGAGAACAUGUACAGCCACGUGCGGGUGCAUGCGCUCUCACUUUCCUUCUGCCUUCUCCUUUAUCGUCAAGAAUACUAUCGACGGCAUACGCGUCAACAUCCUCAGCGUCAGUCUGUGGGAAGAAGUCAUGAAGGUAUUACCCAGCCACAUGAGGCCGACGGGACGAGACCGCGAAAUUGAUGGCCAUAUCUUGUUUCGAUUGAAGUUUGGAUUGAAAAUUCACCUGGAAAACGUCUACUCUCGAAUCCUUCAAAAGCAAACAUACGCAGUACAGAACUCGCCGUCAUUAGAGUUGGAACUUCUCGUCCAUGGCUUUCUCGACGAUGAUUGCUUUUGGCAACGCCAUAACAUCGACGAUAACCGAAUACAAUCUCAUCUCAACUCGCAUCCUGCAGAAAAGUCAGACUUUGACGGCGGUUCCACUGACGAAGAUCUCUCGAAACCAAAGCUUACGGACUUCAGUCCCUGGAAAAAGCUCCGAGCGCAAUGGAAAAGCCGUUGGGGAAAUGCCAACCUCGAGACCAAAAUUGACCGGCUCGUCAACGCAUUCCGGAGCACUGACGAAACUUACGAGCCGGAGUUCAAGCCAAGUUUGAAGUCCAGACCGACGAUGUAUCAAUUCAAACCUACACCCUCAGAGAUUGAUGACAUGUCCGUUGAUCCUCUGAUGAUGAGCCCAUGCCCUCGGCCUGUCCAACGUGGAUUCCCCGGCAUAUCUGUUCUCGAUGAUGAUGUGCUUGAUCUUAAUGAAGGCAGUGAUGGCUUGGAACUCCGCAACAAAAUCAUUGAGCCCAAUGACGAUAUGUUUGAGUUGUACUCCGGUGAGCUCAUAACUCAUGAAGACCUCAACGCCUCCAGAGCCAAGAGCCUGCAGGCCGUUUUUCCAAGUGCGAAAGACCCGGAGUUCAGCCCGAGUUUUGGCAAGAAGUUAGCUGAAGUCCGCUUCAGCGUGAACGACUGGAUUAUGAACGCCGCUAUGAAUGGAGAAUUUGGCCUUGUGCAAACGCUUCUUAAUUUAGGAACGGAUACUGAAGGCAAAGUAAGUAAACGACUAACGCCACAUUCAGAUUUCAAUGAUUUCCGUCAAGACCCGGCUUUGUGCAUUGCCGCAGAGCAUGGAGAGAUUCGGAUUGUCAGAGCCCUUGUGGAGCGAGGAGUUGAGGUCAAUAUACGAGACACGCAAGGGAGGACGCCCAUACAAGUCGCUGCAGCAGGUGGACAUCGGGAAAUUGUUGGUCUACUUCUAUCUCAUGGUGCAGAACUUACCACUCGAAGAGGGCAAGCAUCACUUCUAAGCAUUCCCGCGGCAGGUGGACACCAUGAAGUUGUUCGACUUAUUCUCAAUAGCUCACAGCACCGUUCAUCAGCAUCAAGAUCUAAAGAAAUGGAAGAGGCAUUGGUGCUCGCGGCGAGGAAUGGGAGUUCAGAGACGAUGCAAGCCCUACUCGACCAUGGUGCUAAGACGAAUUGUCUGCUUUCAACGCCGGGGACCGAGUUGCAGUCUGCGUUGAUAGGGGCUGCAGAAACCGGCAAUUGUGAAGUGGUGGGUCUCCUGCUCCAGACCAGUGUGGAUGUCAGUGGUUUGGAUCAUCGCGGCACUGCACUUAGUGUUGCCGUCAGCAAGGAUCACGAUGCUGUGAUCCAUAUGCUUCUGCACCGGGCUGGAGAUCAGGUUCUGGCGGCUAUUCGGCACAUACGGUCCCGUGGAAGACGAAGACAUAUUACGAAGCUUCUCAGAAUCGUUUCACAGUUUCGAAGAGAUCGACAAGAGGGGCGGAGCUCUCGUCACAAAGACCUC